Messenger RNA from Lachancea mirantina, 999 nucleotides. The record is from the annotation of a GenBank genome assembly. Lineage: Eukaryota; Fungi; Ascomycota; Saccharomycetes; Saccharomycetales; Saccharomycetaceae.
AUGGUGUACCAAACCCCUUUGUUAAAGCAUGAAUUUGGACAUCAAAGUAAAUCGCCAACGAUCUACGUCAAAUAUGAAUCACUGCAGCCCAGCAGGAGCUUUAAGUUUAGAGGCAUUAGCCACUUUAUUGAAAGAGCUAUAAGCAGCAAGCCAAUUUUGGUCGAUACAAUGAAGGUCUAUUCAAGUUCAGGAGGGAAUGCCGGUUUAGCUGCUGCGACAGCUGCUAAGUCCUUCGGGAUGGAAUGCAUCGUGGUUGUACCCAAGACAACGAAACUGAGAAUGAUACAGAAAAUAGAAAAGGAAGGAGCAACUGUUUUGGUCCAUGGAGAAAACUGGGGACACGCGGAUACUUAUUUGCGGGAGACAAUCAUGAAAGAAGCGAAGUUGAAAGGUCUAACGCCUUUGUACGUCCACCCCUUCGAUAACGAAUUGAUUUGGGAGGGCCAUUCAAGCAUAGUUGAUGAAGUGCUCCUACAAUUAAAACAGGAGAACAUUCCUUCGGAGAAUCUCGCAGGUAUUGUUUGCAGCGUCGGUGGUGGAGGUUUGUUCAGUGGAAUCGUGAAAGGCCUAGAAAGGCACGGAUUGGCGGAAAGCGUACCAAUCAUAGCAGUUGAGACUGAAGGCAGUGAUGUGAUGGCGAAGUCCCUGCGUGCUGGAGAGCGCGUCGAAUUGAAUAAAAUUUCCACUGUAGCGUCUUCCCUGGGUUCGCCUUACCUUGCUGAGUUUGCCUAUCAAAGCGCGCGCAAGUAUGGUAGUAAGUCUGUGGUUCUCAGUGAUUGGGAAGUCGUUAGCACAACUUUGAAAUUCGCUGACGAAUUUAAUAUAAUCACAGAGCCAGCAUGCGGUGCCUCUUUACAUCUGGGCUAUUAUCCAGACAUCGUGGCUACCUCGUUGGAGCGAAACUUAACUCCAAAAGACAUUAUAGUUGUGAUCGCCUGUGGAGGAUCUUGCAUGUCUUAUGAAGAGUUAUUGAGCUUUAAACCCGCUGGAAUGGUUUGA